Messenger RNA from Podarcis muralis (Common wall lizard), 3927 nucleotides. RefSeq names its product bromodomain containing 3 (gene BRD3). Gene Ontology annotation, biological process: regulation of DNA-templated transcription; chromatin remodeling. Lineage: Eukaryota; Metazoa; Chordata; Lepidosauria; Squamata; Lacertidae. Gene Ontology annotation, cellular component: nucleus; chromatin. The record is from RefSeq and is a predicted model, not a curated record.
GAGAAGAAGAAGAAGAAGAAGAAGAGAGCAGGCCGCGGAGGGCGGAGGCAAAAUCGCGCACACAAAGGCUCCUUUCCCUUCUCCAAGCGCGCCGCUCCGGCGUUUCCUUUUUGCGCUUCCUCUGCUGGCAACAGUGUAACAAAAGGGCGAGCGCGCGGCUGCCCUGCCGCAGACGCAAGGAGGGCUCCGUGCGCCCUCGUUCUGCGCCGGACUCCCUCCCUCCUUGCCCGCCAUCUUUCGAAGCGGGGAGAAGGGCGAGCGAUCCCGCUUUCCUCCGGCCCGCGCUCGCACAAAGGAACGGCGGGCGGGGAGAAGCUCGCCUCUCCACCAGCCCAGGCCCCCCGUGCGCCCGCCGCUUGCCUUGCUGCCGCUGCUGCGCGCCUGGCUCCGCUCGGCUGGAAGCAGCGCCGCUUCCUCGUCCAGGCGGCUUCAGCGAGCGCCUUGGUUUGUCUCCUGUCGCGUCGCGCUCUGUUUCCUCGCUUUUCUCUCGGGGCUGCAUGGCUGGUCCCUGGGAAUGGGAUGCCCAUCCCAUCCAGGGAUCGUAGAAAGACGACGAUUCCUUCCCGAGGACCUGCUGCGGCUGCCUUGAACGCCAGCAAGUCGAGGAGGAGGCAGGAGAAAGAUGUCUGCUGCCACCUCAGCCAUCCAGGCUCCCCAAGGCCCUGCGAACCCACCUCCCCCAGAGGUUACCAACUCAGCCAAACCUGGGCGGAAGACCAACCAACUUCAGUACAUGCAGAAUGUGGUGGUGAAGACUCUGUGGAAACACCAGUUCGCCUGGCCUUUCUACCAACCUGUUGAUGCGAUUAAAUUGAAUUUACCAGAUUACCACAGAAUAAUUAAAAACCCGAUGGAUAUGGGGACUAUCAAGAAACGGCUAGAGCACAACUAUUACUGGAGUGCCAGCGAAUGUAUGCAAGAUUUCAACACCAUGUUUACAAAUUGCUACAUCUACAAUAAGCCCACCGAUGACAUCGUUCUCAUGGCCCAAGCCUUGGAGAAGAUCUUUCUUCAAAAAGUCGCUCAGAUGCCACAGGAAGAGGUUGAGCUCUUGCCUCCAGUUCCGAAAGGCAAAGCGCGGAAGAUGGCUGGCAGCGGGCACAGCACAGGAGCUCAGCACCCAGCAGCCUUAUCUUCCGUGUCUCCAUCAGCCCCCUUCCAGAAUGUCCCUCCCUCCGUGUCGCAGACGCCAGUCAUCGCUGCCACGCCCGUGCCAACCAUCACCGCGAACAUCUCCCCCAUUGCUGCGGCCCCUGCUGCUGUGCCCCCACUGCCUCCCCCUCCUGCUGCCACUCCCAUCAUGCCUGUGGUAACUGCUAUGUCACCUAUUGUCAAGAAAAAGGGAGUGAAGCGGAAAGCGGACACAACCACCCCGACCACAUCAGCCAUCACAGCCAGUCGGAGUGAGUCGCCCACCCCGCUGCUGGACUCCAAGCAGGCAAAGGUGGUGGCCCGCCGGGAGAGCGGGGGCCGGCCCAUCAAGCCGCCCAAGAAAGACCUGGAGGAUGGGGAGGUGCCCCAGCACGCAGGGAAGAAGGGGAAGCUCUCUGAACACCUCAAGUACUGUGACAGCAUCCUCAAGGAGAUGCUCUCCAAGAAGCACGCAGCAUAUGCUUGGCCCUUCUACAAGCCAGUGGAUGCUGAGGCUCUGGAGCUGCACGACUACCAUGACAUCAUCAAGCACCCGAUGGAUCUCAGUACUGUGAAAAAAAAAAUGGACGUUCGGGAUUAUCAAGAUGCCCAGAGCUUUGCGGCGGACAUCCGGUUAAUGUUCUCUAAUUGUUAUAAGUACAACCCUCCAGACCAUGAAGUCGUGGCUAUGGCCAGGAAGCUUCAGGACGUCUUUGAGAUGAGGUUUGCCAAGAUGCCGGAUGAGCCGGCAGAGCCCCUGGCCCAGCCCCCACAGACGGCACCGGUUGUCAGCAAAAGCAUGGAAAGCAGCCAUAGCAGCGAGGAGAGCUCCUCCGACUCGGACAGCUCAGACUCUGAAGAGGAAAGAGCCACACGGCUGGCUGAGCUGCAGGAGCAGGACUGUUCCCGAUCAUUGAGGCAGUGCUACAAGGUCAAUGACUCCCGAGACUGGAAUGGAUGGAAUUUGAAGGCUGUCCAUGAGCAACUUGCUGCUCUCUCGCAAGCCCCCGUGAACAAGCCAAAGAAGAAGAAGGAGAAGAAGGAAAAAGAGAAAAAAAAGAAAGACAAGGAAAAAGAGAAGGAGAAAGAGAAGCACAAGGCAAAGGCUGAGGAAGAGAAGAAGGUGAAGGUCACUCAGCCGGUGAAGCAGGCCCAGCAAAAAAAGCCACCGGCCAAGAAGGCCAACAGCACUACCACCGCAAACAGGCAGCCGAAAAAAGGCGGGAAACAGGUUCCUGUGGCCUAUGAUUCGGAUGAGGAGGAAGAGGGACUCCCCAUGACCUACGAUGAGAAGCGCCAACUCAGCUUGGAUAUCAACCGCUUGCCGGGGGAGAAGCUGGGCCGGGUGGUACACAUCAUCCAGUCAAGAGAGCCCUCACUCCGGGACUCCAACCCCGAUGAAAUUGAGAUAGAUUUCGAAACCUUGAAGCCUACCACGUUACGGGAGCUGGAGAGAUACGUCAAAUCCUGUUUGCAGAAGAAGCAACGGAAGCCAUUCUCUGCAAGUGGGAAGAAGCAGGUGGCAAAGUCGAAGGAGGAGAUUGCUCAGGAAAAGAAGAAGGAGCUGGAGAAGAGGCUUCAGGAUGUCAGUGGGCAGUUGAACAACAACAAGAAGCCUGCGAAAAAAGAAAAAUCUGGCUCCACCCUUUCUGGAGGCCCCUCUCGCCUGAGCAGUAGCAGCUCCUCGGAAUCGGGGAGUAGCAGCUCAAGCUCCACUUCGGACAGUAGCGAUUCAGAAUAAAGCAACAGACCCUUAAACGCUCCCGGACAGCGAAUGGACGUCUCACAGGCACUUGCCCCGGAAAGUUCUGCAGCGUCCCCUUUUGCUUCUUCCUCGUUACUAUAUUUUUUUAAAAAAACAAACCAGCCUGCUUUCUUGCAACAGGACCAGCUCUGCAUCUCAUUCCACCCCUCUACUUUUAAUUUUUCUUUUAAUUCAGUGUUAUAAAACCUUCCAGAAUUUAAUUUCCUCCCCCUACUUUCCCCACCCAGCUUUUAUUAGGUUGCAAGAUCUUUUUGGGGUGUGUGUGUGGCUAGACUUUUUAAGGCAAGAACUUUCCCUUGCAUAUAAGGUCUCUAAACUUUUUUUAAAAAUCAAAUCAUUGAGACGUCUUUUGGUGACCAACAGCAAGAGAUGUGGGAACUGGAGAGAUGAGUAAAAAAAAUGUUUGCGAGAUGUAAUAUUAAAAAAGGGGGUGUUUUUGGUAACUUUUCUCUCUUACUCUUCCCUCCUCCCCCAUGGAAAUUCCUUUUUAAUACAGCCCAAGACUCAGCUCAGUGCUGCUGCUGAUGCGGAGUGGGGAACUUUAUAAAUGGGGUGGGGUGGUGGGGAGGAGAACCUCUCUGUAAAACGGUACUGUAUCUGAAAGACGUUAGCUUUUGAAGUAGUUGAUUGUAUUUGUUGCUAGCACUAGUAUUCCUAACCUCCAAGGGGCCCAAUCCACCAUGGAAUGCUCCUGGGCAUGCCCCCUUCUCUCAAAUGAGAGGGAGGUGUACAAAAUGCACCUCUCCCGUUUGUUUUGGUGGGGUGGGAGUACAGAGACCAUGAGCAGACCUUCCUUGUGGAUUGGGCCCUGCGUCUACAUGUGUGCUGAAGAGCAUCAUUAUAUAUAUAUAUAUAUAUAUAAAUAUAUUAUAUAUAUAUGAGGGAAGGAGGAGAAGAAAGCUCACGUACUGUGGAUUGUUUUAAAAAUGUACCUUUUUAGAUAUUUCUUUUAAACUUUUUUUUAAGUAAAAAAAAUUGAUACUAGAGAUUUGUGCUUCUGUUAUGAGAGGUUGGCUGACCUAUUAAAGCUA